Triticum aestivum (bread wheat) is the source of this 1370-nucleotide messenger RNA. Its product is annotated as NADPH-dependent aldo-keto reductase, chloroplastic. The transcript has 7 exons. The coding region runs from base 262 to 1203 and encodes 313 amino acids. The record is from RefSeq and is a predicted model, not a curated record. Gene Ontology annotation, molecular function: oxidoreductase activity. NCBI's taxonomy places the organism in Eukaryota, Viridiplantae, Streptophyta, Magnoliopsida, Poales, Poaceae.
UGGUCAAAUUCUUGUCCACAACAGCGAAGAGGUCCAUAGGCUCUUUGCAAUCUUGUCACUGAUGACAUACAUUAUGUGUGUGUCCUCUUUGCAAUCUUGUCACUGAUGACAUACAUUAUGUGUGUGUCGCUCACUCUGUUACAUUGAUAUGUCUAGUUUAUUGCAGAGCGAAUAGAUAACCCCAGCAGCAACCCCAAGCCCACCGUGCCCAUCUUCUUUGACAGUCUCUCUCUCUCGUCUAUCUUGCCCCAAAGAGCAAAGAUGGCCGGGUCCUUCGUCCUGAACACCGGCGCAAGGAUGCCAUCGGUCGGCCUCGGCACAUGGCAGAUAGAUCCUGAUGUUGUCGGCGACGCCAUCUACGCUGCUGUCAAGGCUGGAUAUCGGCAUAUUGAUUGUGCUCCAGUGUACCGCAAUGAGAAACAGGUUGGUUUCGCCUUGAAGAAACUAUUUGAGGACGGUGUGGUUAAGCGUGAAGAUUUGUUUAUCACCUCUAAGCUGUGGUCUGGUGAUCAUGCACCUGAAGAUGUUCCAGAGGCAAUUGGCACUACUCUUAAAGAUUUGCAGCUUGACUUCUUAGAUCUGUUCCUCAUUCAUGCUCCAAUCCGUAUAAAGAAAGGGACUACGCCGAGCCAUGAAAACAUUCUCCCACCUGAUAUUCCUGCUACAUGGGAAGCGAUGGAGAAGCUAUACGACUCUGGCAAAGCUCGAGCAGUUGGUGUGAGUAGCUUCUCUUGCAAGAAGAUUGAGGAUUUGCUUGCCAUUGCACGUGUGCCUCCAGCAGUCAACCAGGUUGAAUGUCAUCUGAUUUGGCAGCAAGACAAGCUCCAAAAACUAUGCCAUUCGAGGGGUGUUCAUAUUUCUGCAUUUUCGCCAUUAGGUUCGCCUGGAUCAUCUCUACCUGGGGUCAGCGGGGCUAUCGUCCUUAGCAAUCCUAUUGUCAUCUCUGUUGCUGAGAAGUUGCAGAAGACGCCUGCUCAAGUUGCCUUACGCUGGUGUCUUCAAAUGGGUCAGAGUGUACUUCCAAAAAGCACCAAUGAAGCAAGGAUUAAGGAGAACUUUGACAUAUUUGAGUGGUCCAUUCCUGAAGAUUUAAUGGCAAAGUUCUCCGAAAUCAAACAGGCAAGGUUGCUGAAAGGGGAAUUUGCGGUUCACCCUCUAAGCGUUUACAAAACCUUGGAGGACCUUUGGGAUGGCGAAAUUUAAAGCAGAUGAACUUCUUUAGAGUGAACAAACUGAAUGAGCUAGUGAAGGCACUGCAUAUCCGCAGUAUGCCUUGUGUGUUAAACAAAGUUAAUUGUUUUGAUGAUAUUUUUCAUUUCUCUCUUGAACUUCUGGUAAUGUAAUAAUAUUUGCCAUUGACCAGAGAAAAA